Molecule: messenger RNA, 439 nt
Organism: Aspergillus welwitschiae
Lineage: Eukaryota; Fungi; Ascomycota; Eurotiomycetes; Eurotiales; Aspergillaceae
Exons: 1
Coding region: 111-359 (82 amino acids)
Source: RefSeq, a predicted model, not a curated record
UCCUUACACUCGACAUUUACAACCAGAACCAUGGUCGUGACUCUAUUCAGGACAUUGACAAUGAUCUCCUAAUAACGGAACUGCUAGGGUCGAUUUGCUUUAUUUCUCAGAUGGCUGCAAAUCCAACCACGGUAGAUCAUCGUGCCAAGGUAGCUCAAUUGACUAGGCUGGUUCGGACUAGCCUGGGAAGGUUUGGGGUUCCGAAAUCGAAGACCAGCAGCCAGAGUUACACAGCACACAAGGAUUGUGAUACCCAAUUUGCUAACAGAGUUGCUGCAGGCUAUUUAGUUCCCGAUACUUCCAUUCAACGUCCAGCUCGCAUGGCACCGCUGUUGUUAUCCUUUUGCUCUAUAGAAUGAGCGACCAUCUGGCUGCGGGAGUCUCCACUCCGACGGGUAUCACAGCCGCUGACCUCAACGAAGGGGGACGUGCGCGAUCA